CUCCUGGCUCCAUGUCAUCUAGCAGUCGGCAUGUACAGAGCAGGAAUUCAUAUUUCACAACCCAGGUCUGGUUGACUCAGUCAUAAUCAGGUCUUGCUUCAUGAUGCCCGGCUGAUACUCUUGUGAGAGAGUUUCCCAAGGAGUGUUUUGUGAAGAUGUAGUUGGUUUGCUAACUCUGAUAGCUGUUCAGGAUUACAAGUCAGCCAUGGUUGAUUGCAUGUGAUUAGUGAUCUGGAUACGAAUCGACUUUCAUUUGUAUUGUGUUUGGGCAGCCACAAGCAUGUAAGGGUUCUUUGAUGUUGUGGAUUGUUCCGGGAUAAGGUUUGAACAUAUCGGUCGUGUAUCCGAAGGCUAUCUUGGUACAAUGACUUUAGUACAGGUUUAUUUGCUGGUGUACUCAUUUUGAACAUUUGGAAGUGCUUUAAUUACGUUUAUGUCAUAUCAACGUAGUAAAUAUGAAAAUGUGGCAAUUAAACAUGGUUGGGUAUUAAGUUCCUGACAUGCUUGAGAUGUAAUGAAUUGAUAUCACAGAUAUUGAUGUCAUAGCGAUGUCAAUAUUUAUAAGCAAACACUGGAUACUGGAAAAAGGAAUUUAAUUCAUGUUGAUGAUUAUUUGAAGUUCAGGUUGAGUUCGUUUCAUGAAGGAUGUCAAUGAAUCAUGGAUAAUAUGCUGAAAUUUAUCCUUCCAACAUAGUGAUGAAAAUAUUUACAGUGACGAUGAGGAGCAGACAGACUCAACUGUGUGUUUGUUGUUUUCAUCGCUGGAGAUAGGGUGGUGUUUACAGUGUAAUUCAGUAACCUUUUACUAUGGAGUGUAUCAGCCAUCUGCUUGGAUUUCAUAAAUCAUGUACUGUUAUGACAAAACGCAAGUGCAGAAGGUGUCGUCAAUUGAGCAGGGACGUGCGAGCUAAGGUGAAUGUGAAAGACUUCAUCAUAGAGAACUUGAAGAAUGAGACUGUCAGUCGGUUGCCAGGAACUGUCAAUGGGCAACAGCUUGUUAUACAGAACUGUGAGGACUGUAACAUCUAUGUGUUUGACCACUCUGCAACUAUAACCAUAGAUGACUGCACAAACUGCCGGAUGUUCCUUGGACCAAUCAAAACAAGUGUGUUUUUCCGUGACUGCAAAGACGUCAAAGCCAUCGUUGCUUGCCAGCAGUUCCGGACUCGAGACUGCAGCCGAUUAGACAUGUUUCUGUGUUGUGGCUCUCAGCCGAUCAUCGAGUCCACCAACAAUGUCAAGUUCGGCUGUUUCCAGUGCUCCUACCCACAGCUGGACAGUCAGAUGAAGGCGGCAGAGAGGACAGUGUUCAACAAUAACUGGGGCAACAUCCAUGACUUUACUCCCGCCCCAGGGGAAACAAACUUCUCCCUCCUUGCAGAGGAUGUGAAUAUUGAGGACUAUGUUCCACUGCCAACGGGGGACGAGUUUGCCUCUUUACAGAUCACAUAUGAUGCUAGGAAGAGUUGUGUCCCUUACACACUUGGCACACGGCGGAAAAAAUCAGAUGAGUCUUGUCUCAUUAUAUUCUUCAAUGAUGGAGGCUCACACGACCGGGCAAUCUCAUUUAUAGAAACGAUGAGGAAUAAUCAUCCGGACUGUUCCCUGAUGCAGACGAAGGAGGUCUCUAUGCAGGCUACAGACGCACAACGAGUGUUUGGCACUGAUUCCUACUCAUUAGCGGUACAACAAGGUCCUGUGAUUGGGCUGGAGUAUAAUGGAACCGGUGCAAUAAAACACUGCCAAGACACAGUUGUGGAUCUUACAAAGGGGACGACUGGACUGGUGUUCGUGAGCCAGAACCUUUCCGCGGCGCUGCAGCAGAUUGACAACUUCUACAACUUCGCUGACAUGCAGAUGGGCAUGUGAUCCCUUGAUCCCUGAACACCCAUCUUCAGAUUAUCAACCAAUACACUGAGUGCCUGACACAUGUCAAUGUUAAGCUGCCUUCACACGGCAAACUAAAGUUUGACAACAGAUGUUCUCAAACUCAAGUUUGAGAGUGUGAAUAUUCCAACAACUCGCCACCAACACCAAUUUCAGAGUUGUCAAACUGUUGUUGAGAAAUAGGAUCGGUCUCUAUUCUCCCCAACUUUUCUAUCAAACUUUCGGUGUUGUCAAACUUGAGUUGUUCUGAAACAACCAAUCGCAGUCAACGAAAUUGUCACGUGACCGCACCGAUAGAGACGUGGCGCUCAAAUGACAUGAAAGUUUGACAACAUGUGUUUGACGUGUGAUAACGUGAGUUUGAGAACUUUUAAAUUUCAACAACAUGUGUUGUCAAACAUUAGUUUGCCAUGUGAAGGCAACUUUAGUGUCCUACGGAACAGUCAGUCAGUCUGCACAGCAUGAAAGGAAGGGAUCUUUACUGUCAGUCGUCCAAUCAUGUGGCAAGACCAGUUUAAUUACUUGUUUUAGAGAUCCGCUUGUCACUUAGGGGCAAUGGGGUAGCCUAGUAAGUGCGUUUGAUCGUCACACGGAGGAUCUGGGUUCGAACAAUCACAUGGAUACAAUGUGUGAAGCUCAUUUCUGAU
Haliotis rubra (blacklip abalone) is the source of this 2534-nucleotide messenger RNA. Its product is annotated as protein XRP2-like. The coding region runs from base 808 to 1869 and encodes 353 amino acids. The record is from RefSeq and is a predicted model, not a curated record. Gene Ontology annotation, molecular function: GTPase activator activity. Gene Ontology annotation, biological process: post-Golgi vesicle-mediated transport. The transcript has 9 exons. Lineage: Eukaryota; Metazoa; Mollusca; Gastropoda; Lepetellida; Haliotidae. Gene Ontology annotation, cellular component: cilium; periciliary membrane compartment.